This is a messenger RNA of Charadrius vociferus (killdeer), 1362 nucleotides long. RefSeq names its product vasoactive intestinal polypeptide receptor-like. Bases 443 to 1282 code for a protein of 279 amino acids. Gene Ontology annotation, molecular function: G protein-coupled peptide receptor activity; vasoactive intestinal polypeptide receptor activity; peptide hormone binding. NCBI's taxonomy places the organism in Eukaryota, Metazoa, Chordata, Aves, Charadriiformes, Charadriidae. Gene Ontology annotation, biological process: adenylate cyclase-modulating G protein-coupled receptor signaling pathway; cell surface receptor signaling pathway. Gene Ontology annotation, cellular component: plasma membrane. The record is from RefSeq and is a predicted model, not a curated record. The transcript has 12 exons.
GGGAAUCCAUCCAGAAUGCAAGAUAUUCCAGCAGGUGGUCAAAGAAGAGGCUCUCUGCUUAGAAAGGAAUGAAACUGUUUCACCUGAUAUUAAAGGAUGUGCCCGAGAUUGGGAUGGUCUAACCUGCUGGCCCAGAGCCACUUUUGGGGAAGUGGUUAAAGUUCCUUGUCCAAGAUUUUUUGAAGAAAUCACCAAUAUCCAUGGCUUCCUUCAGAGAAACUGUACACAGGAGGCAUAUUGGUCAGAACCAUUUCCACCAUACACUGUUGCCUGUGGAUUUGAUGAAGGUUCCAGUAAAGGGCCUGAGGAUCAGAAAUCAUAUUAUUCUGCAUUUUGGCGUGUCUACACUGCUGGCUAUGCAGCAUCAGUGACUUCACUCAUUACAGCUCUAAUUGUCUUUGCUGCCUUCAGAAAAUUCCACUGUACACGGAAUUACAUCCAUAUGCACCUGUUUGUCUCCUUUAUCCUGAGAGCAAUUGCUGUUUUCACCAAAGAUGCUGUUUUGUUUGCAGAUGAAACUAUGGACCACUGCCUAAUGUCAACGGUUUCUUGUAAGGCUGUUGUGGUAUUCUUCCAGUUCAGUAUUUUGGCCAAUUUCUUCUGGCUUCUUAUAGAAGGGAUAUACCUGCAAACACUGCUUUUGCUGACCUUUGUUUCGGACAAGCAGUAUGUAUGGUGGUUCAUAUUUACUGGCUGGGGAGCUCCCACUGCUGUGAUGAUUGCUUGGGUCCUCACAAGAAUCCAUCGACAAAAUACUGGAUGUUGGGAUGACGAUGAAAAUGGAGUGGUGUUAUGGAUCAUCAAAGGCCCCAUUCUGCUAACUGUCUUAGUUAACUUUAUUAUAUUUAUUAAUGUGAUCAGAAUUCUAGUCCAUAAAUUGAAAUCUCAAGAGGGAGGAGGGAGCCAUUCGAGCCACUUUGUGAGACUUGCUAAAUCCACGUUACUCCUGAUCCCCCUCUUUGGAGUGCACUACAUUGUAUUUGCAUUUUUCCCAGAAAGCACUGGUCUGGAAGCUCGCCUCUAUAUUGAGCUGGGCUUGGGUUCUUUUCAGGGUUUUGUUGUCGCUCUUCUAUAUUGCUUCUCAAAUGCAGAGGUUCAAAGUGAACUGAAGAAACAACUGUGCAAAUGGCAGUAUCAAGAAUACCUGAACUUCACACACAAACACAAGACUUUGUCCAGAGAAAACAGUCCAGUCAACUAUGUCACUCAGUUAUCACUGCUUGAAAAAAUCAGCCCGAAAAGGAAAAAAUCGGUGUACCAGAAUGGUGUAACUUCUGUUUGAGCUUUUCUAGCAGGAUGAGCCGCUGUGGUGUUGCAACAUACUACCUAAGAGAUGGCCAGCUUGGAUUCUUUAUGGCUUUC